GCUCUCCAGCCUAUGGUAGAGCUUUAACUCGGUCUUGGGACUCCGAGAGCGAGCCGCAGUCUAGCGCGAGACGUCGUGGAAGCAGCAUCGUGUUCUGUGCGUUGUAAUCUCGUUUCACAAUCCUCUACCACCGAUUCGUUUGACAAUACUGAAUUCACAUCACACACAAACACCGAGCGAACCCACUCGAACGUUUUCCCAAAGUCACCCAACGCUUUUCAAAUUUUCCAACGGAUAACCGAAAACGCGUAAAAGGACCACGGGGUAGAUUUGCGCGGGAAUUGACUGGAAACCGGGUCGCGUUGCAGGCGCAUCUGUCCAGCAUUUGUUCCUUCGGUUCGCAAGGACCGGUAGAAACGGUUGUCAGAGCACGGUCCCCUCGGGGAAGGAACGGCCGUGCAGCGAGGCGGCAGGAUUUCUUCGAAUCCCCCUUUCGUACGGACUGAGACGCAUACCGCAAUAAGUCGACGAAUACAUACUUUGGUCAUUGUUUUCCUCGCGUUACCCUUUCUCGGUGCGAUUAAUUGUUCCGUUACGUAGCGAGCGGGAGAGAGAAAGAAAGCAAGCGGCAGCAGGUCGAGCGAGUCGUUCAGUGUGCUGUAUAGUGUAUCGACGAAAGUUUCGGUCGGCGUUCACGGUCAACCUGUUAGUCAUGUGGGCACGGUAAAAACCGCACGGCAGGAACUCUGGAAGAGCAGUUUCUCGGGAAUGGUAUAAUAAUGACGUAGCGUGGAACCUGCUCUCUGAUUACGGGCAAGGAUACUUACGUACCUACACGAUGCUCUGACGGACGGACGGGUCUUCUCUCGUCCCUUCGAUCCUUUGUUGUGGCUGGUGGCGAUGUUUGCUCGCUGGUUCCGCGAACGGUGCAACAUGACCGCGUUCUACGCGAAAACGCGUCCUUCGAACGGCUCUACGAACGAUACGCUGUGAAAUUUGUUUUCUUUCGGACUCGCGUGAAAGGAAUUCGCCCAAUCGCCAACACAGGAACACCGCUCCCCCCGCCAUGUGGUUGUCUCGGACUGUUUCACCAGGGUGGCACGCUAAGAAGAUGGACAUGGGCUUGCGGCUGAUGAAAAGAAUCCUGCUGAUGGGAUUCGUCCUGGCCAUCAUGCCCGACGCGAUUGCUCUUGGAUCCGCCGGAUCCACUCUGGUCAUGUACCAGGACCUUCCUUCCAGGACCUGCAGAUACAGCAAGGAGUAUUCGAUGCUGCAGGUGCGAUGCGUGAACCUUAGCCUGGCGGAAGUGCCGGCCAAUCUGAAGACUGACAUUCAGAUCCUGGACUUAUCAGUGAACAGAAUUCGAGGACUGACCAAUCAGAGUCUGGCCCCGUACACCAACCUCGCGUACGUCUACUUGGGCGACAAUUUCAUCCGGUCGAUCCAGGAGGGCGCGUUCAACAACCUUCGUUACCUGGAGGUGUUGGACCUGACGCAAAACGGCUGCGACAACCUGCCGAAGAGCCUGUUCCAGCUACCCCACCUGCGCAAGAUGUACCUCGGCGUGAACACGCUGCAAGACGACAUGUUCACGCACAUGGAGGUUCUGUCCCCGUUGAACUUCCUGCAGCUGUCGGGCAACAGGCUCUGUCGGAUCCCGAAGUUAGGCUCCGUCCCCACCAUGAUGCAUCUGAACGUCUCCUACAAUUCCAUCAUGUCGGUCACGCCCGAAGACCUGGCGCCGUUCUGCUAUCUGAAGGUGCUCGACCUGUCCAGGAACCCGAUCAAGUUCAACGCGACCGCGUGCCAAUGCCAGACGCUGAACUCCUGGCUGAAACUGCACGAGAUCCGCGUGCUGCCCGAGCUGAAUUGCACCGAGGAGGUGAAGAAGGGAUGCACGCCCACGACGGUGUUCAGCAACAGGACCAACGAGCUGUUCGACCGAUGCGCGGAGAUCAUGCGGCUGAAGAUCCAGACGGAGAGGGUCAGGAACACUUGGAUACUGAUCGCCUGCUGCAUCGGUGGCUUCCUGCUUUGCCUGUUCGUCGGCCUGUUCUGCAUUCACAAGCGGAACAAACGCAGGAAGAAGAAGCUGAAGGAGCAGCAGAGGCUGAACGCGAACAACGCGAACACCGAGCUGUUGAACAGCAAUUUGAAUCAGCCGGAGAACACCUGAACGCUGUCGGGUUCUACAGAGGCCAUUGAGAAUCGUCAGGUGCAGAGCGGGCCCCUUUCAAGCGAGCUUGUUUCCAAUGAACUUUUCCGGAAGACAUCUUGAUGCAUUUACGAGGAAGAGGAAAAGGAAGAGAAAGAGAGAGAGAGGAGGGAAUGAGGAAACGAGUAGUUGGAGAAAAUAAAGUUGAUGUUAUUCUUCGGAUUAUAUUGAAAAUGACUAUCGCAGCCGCGGAUUACGAUUAUGGGCCAGCUUCAGCGGCGAUUUCACGGAUUCAGCCGUCGGCCCUCCUCUUAAGCAGCUCUUCUCGGUGUUCGAUACUCGUUUCAACAGCGUCACUCGCGAUCCUCGGAUUCUUCGAAAUCGUUACUCGGAGAUUGUACUGUAAUUCGAUUCGAUCGUACGGAACCGUUGCGCGCCGUUCGGUCAGUCCCGAGCGUCUCCGCGUGCCCAUAAUGCUCGUUCCGACUUCGAUUCGUACAACGCGCCGUUGCGAAAAUCACGUUCGCGAAACCCGACGGAUCUUUAAUUGCAAUUACACGCGAGUUUACCGCCGGGGAAAUUGUAACACGCCGCGUUUAAUUGCAAUUAGACUCGUCAGAUCGGCGCGCGUAUUAGCGUCGCCGCUCACCGCGCGCGAGCGACACUCGGCCGAGUUUUUUGCUCGCCGCGAAACCGGAAACGACAAAUGAGAUUCGACCGAACCCGCGGAUCCGCGCGUGCAUUUCGAUCCAAUCCAAUUUUCUCGUCGCGUAGCGAAACGGGGUUUCAUAUUCCAACUUUUUACAUUAACGGAACCGUGUUUGUAGAUAUAUACUCUUCUAUGUGUAUGUAUGUAUACGUAUAUACCCAUAUGUAUGUAUUAUUAUAUCGUAUUUAUUUGUAUUUAACGACAGAGAGAGUUCUAUAUAUUAUAUAUAUAUAUAUAUAUCACUUGGUUGCGUUCGGUGGGAACGAAUCUAUAUGUUCGUCGGUUACCGAGACCAAGUGGAUGUUUUUACCGGGGCAGCGAAUCGACUGUAACGCCCUAAUAUUUUUCCUUUUUCACUCUCUUCUCUCCAAGGGUGCCAAAUGCGAUUAGUUUAUUUAAAAGCUACGUUUCACGACGAGGUUCUAUGAAUUUUCGUUGAACGCCUGCGCGCCAUACGAAGAAAUCGACACUGGAAACCCAGGUGAAAUUGAUGUGACCUUUUGGACGGUUCUUCGAGCAUCCUUCGGUGCGCCACCGAUCGUUGUCACUUUACCGUUCGCUGGAACGGUACGGUUCUUCGACUAAAUAUUAAUGAAUUUUCGACUUAUACACGAACAUUCCGGAUAUUGUCUGUCGUUUGCCAUUUUCGAAGUAUUACGUAGGCGAGUUCAAACUCGAAGCUUUGUGUCCGAGAUGCGGAGGCAAACGUUGCAUUGGCAGAAUAAAGAUUCUUCGUAUGCGAGUAUGCGCGACAUGUACUUAAAAACUGUGUUCUAACACUUCUCUCUAAUUAAUUUUCCUAUCUUAGCAUUUACUACAUAUGAAAACGGACCUAUAUAUGUUGUACAAAUGAUGUUACCGAAAGUUUGAUGGAUUCCAUGAAAUAAAUCUUAAAUCUAGUCGGUGCUUGUUUCACUUAACACCUGAAACCAUUUUAUUACAACAGACGCGUGUGAUAUAGUA
This is a messenger RNA of Nomia melanderi (Alkali bee), 3767 nucleotides long. It is a transcript of the gene Lapsyn, whose product is annotated as Leucine-rich repeat activity-regulated protein at synapses. Gene Ontology annotation, molecular function: protein binding. The record is from RefSeq and is a predicted model, not a curated record. NCBI's taxonomy places the organism in Eukaryota, Metazoa, Arthropoda, Insecta, Hymenoptera, Halictidae.